AUGACAAUGUGUCCUAUCAAAUCUGUCUCACAGAUGAACCAUGAAGAGAUAAAUACAGAAGACAAUGAUUCCACAGUGAAGCAGUUUGUCCUGCUGGGAUUCUCUGACCUUCCAAACCUCCAAGGAUUCCUCUCUGUGAUGUUCUCCAUCAUUUACAUAAUUAUCCUAUUUGGAAACAGCCUCAUAAUCAUAACAACAAGAGCUGAUCCUGCACUGCAGAAACCCAUGUAUUUUUUUCUGGCAAAUUUUUCUUCCCUGGAAAUCUGUUAUGUAUCUGUCACUCUCCCCAGGAUUCUGUUCAGUAUUUGGACUCAGAAUAGAAGCAUAUCUCUUCUGGACUGUGCUACCCAACUGUGUUUCUUUCUUAUACUAGGAACAACUGAAUGUUUCCUCCUGGCUGUGAUGGCCUAUGACCGCUACAUGGCCAUCUGUAACCCUCUGCACUAUCCUCUCAUCAUGAACCCAAAGAAGUGCAUCCAGCUCACAACUGGAUCCUGGCUCAGUGGAAUCCCAGUCCAGAUAGGACAAACAUGUCAAAUAUUCUCUCUGCAUUUUUGUAAGUGUAAUCAAAUUAGCCACUUCUUCUGUGACAUACCUCCCAUUAUCAAGCUAGCCUGUGGGGAUACUUCCGACCAUGAGCUGUCUGUGUAUAUAGUAGUUACGUUUGUUGCAGCAGCUCCCUUUAUGCUGAUACUUGCCUCAUACAGCAAAAUCAUUUCCGCCAUUCUGAGGUUGCCAACAGUCACAGGACGUGCUAAAGCAUUCUCCACAUGUUCUUCCCACCUGCUGGCUGUGGUUUUAUUUUAUGGAUCUGCAUCCCUUACCUAUUUAAGGCCAAAAUCAGAUCAUUCUGCUGCAAUGGACAGAUUACUGUCUCUUUUCUACACCAUCGUGACUAUGUUCAAUCCAAUCAUAUACAGUCUUAGGAACAAGGAAGUGAUUGCUGCAGUGAGAAAAUUAUUACUUAAAACAAUGAGACAUAGGUUUACUUGA
Molecule: messenger RNA, 993 nt
Organism: Castor canadensis (American beaver)
Lineage: Eukaryota; Metazoa; Chordata; Mammalia; Rodentia; Castoridae
Source: RefSeq, a predicted model, not a curated record